GUGACUAGAGUCAGCUGAUUCUCAGCAGGCGGAACAUGGCCGACCUCUCAAAACAUUGAAGCUGACAGUGAUUAUCUAUUAUUGACUUUCUCACAGCUGCAUUCGUGAGAUGCUGAGGUGAAGUACAAUCUAGAGGAGAUCAUUUACCACAGUACAUAUACGAGUAUACAGCUAAACCCUUACUCGGCUUUAACAGAUUAAAUCAGCAUGUCUAAUUGUAUGGAGAAUGGUCCCAGUAAUCAUAAUGGGGAGACAGAGCAGGUGUGGGAGAGACCCUGGACACUGGAAGAGAUGCAGAAAUCCAGCACCAACUGGUCACUGGCAGCAGAUUCAGGCUUAUUACUCUUCCUGCAAAACUUCUCACAAAAGAUGUUGUCCAAGACACAUGAGAUCGAGAAACAGUUGGACGGUCUUAUUCGGGACACUAAAGCCACAGACAGCUGCUUGCACACAGUGUUCAACGACUUUCUUAUGCUGUCCAACACACAGUUCAUUGAAAACAGGGUUUAUGAUGAGGAGGUUGAAGAGCCUGCCCCUAAACCUGAAACCACAGAGAAACAGCCUGAGCAGGAGAAGACGAGAGAGCAGAAAGAGGCCGAACUUAUUCCCAAAGUCCAGGAGGCAGUUAACUACGGUCUGAGGGUUCUGGAAUCUGCUUUUGAGCAGCUUGACAUUAAAGCAGGAAACUCAGAGUCUGAGGAUGAGGAGGCCCUGGAGAAAGUGGAGCCCAUAUUGGAAGCAAAAGACCUGUAUGUGGAUAGGCCUUUGCCAUACUUGAUUGGUUCACAAGCCUUUAUGGAUCAGGAGGAUGUCGGUCUGGGAGAUCUCUCCAGUGAUGAAAUGUCUAUUGGUAGUGACAGAGACAGUGUCAUUGAGAGUGAGGAGGAGGAAGCUGAUGAGCAGUCAGAUGAAGACUUUGACCAGGAUGAUGAAGUCCAUGGCCACUUAAAAAAGAAAGCAUCUGUCGUCAGUUAUGAUGAUGAUGCUGAUGAAGAGAAUGAAGAUGAAGAUUCCGACAUAUUUGGCGGGUCUGAAAAAGAUGAAGAUGAGCUCAGAAAGGACACUGGCCUGCCAUCAUUUGCAGAUGAACUAGCAGCCAGAAUUAAAGGAGAGACUCCAAGCAAACCAGAUGCUGAUCGCACAUCCAUGUCAUCAGGCCCAUCUGUCUCCCAGAAGAAGAGUAAAACAAAGAAAGAGACGAAACCUCGGGUGGAGGAUGAUCAGGAUGAAAUGUUCAAACCACCAAAAAUGGAAGACGAGGAAUAUUCUCCAUUUGGUGGGAAGGGCGGGCUGUUUAGUGGAGGCAAAGGCCUGUUUGAUGACGAUGAUGAGGGAGAUCUGUUUUCUGAUGCACCCAAAAAUGAGCGUGCUGAGAGUGUAACACAAACAACAGAACCCAUUAAAACUAAGAAAAUCCCCACUGGCGCCGUCUCCAUCUUUCCUGAAAACCACCUGUUUGGUUCACCAAAGGAUUCAGAUUCUUUAGAGAACAAGAAUGAUAAAAGUCCAGUGAAGCCAACAGUGCAAACAGCUCCAAAACAUUCCCAGAUUGGUGGUGGACUCUUCGAUGAUGACGAUGAUGAAGACGAUUUCUUCAGUGGAAAGACUCUCACUAAAUCCACUCCUGUUGGGAAAGAGAAACAAGUGCAAAAAAAAUCGGUGGACCUGUUUGCAGAGGAAGAGGAUGAUGAUGACGGCACUAUGUUCAUUGGGAAAUCUGGUACAGUUCCUCCCAAAACUGAGAUCAAAAGAGAAGAGGGAGAAGAGGAAACCCGCCCUCCUGAGAAAAAACCACCCGCUGGAGCCAUUUCAAUGUUCGGGCCCGGAACAAAAAAUAUUCUGGUGGAGGGUCUGAAGAAACGCAAGCCUUCAACCAGCGAGGAGUCCACCAAAUCUGAAGAGAGUGCACCUCCAUCUGAAGUAGUGAAAUCUUCACCUGUUCUGGAGACAUCAGGAAAAGCCCAGAGUCUAUUCUCAGACGAUGAAGACUCACAAUUAUUCCCAAAUGCUGCUACAAGUAAAUCAAGGCCUACAACACAGAACAAACCCAGUAAAGCUCCGCUCUCAAUAUUUGAUGAUGAAGAGGAGGAGGACCUUUUUGCAUCUGCACCAAAGUUGGUUCAGGACAAAAAAGAACCCAAGAAACCUGUAUCCAGUGGCCUUUUUAGUGAUGAUGAGGUAUCUGAUCAGUGGAUGAGUUCAAAGCCUAGCAAGGAAAGCCCAGUAAUGAAGCCGAGUGGAAUGAAGCCUAGCGUUAGUGCCCCCUCUAGGCUACCUAGUGUCAAAGCUCCACUAAAAGAUAGUCUGUUUGAUGGGAAUGAUGACGAUGAUACAUUUGCAGCCACAAAGGAAUCGCAAAGUAAAAAGUCGUCUCAGAGGGUGUCUCUCCUGUUUGAGAAUGAAAAUGAUGAGGAGGACAAAGACCUGCUGUUUGGGUUCAAAACACCAGCAAAUAAAACUCCACCUGAACCAAAGGCAUCUGGUGUUCCCUCUCUAUUUGAACCUACAGAGGAGGAAAUUGUGCCUAGUGUAGCAUCUGCCAAGACAGCAGAAGAAAAGUCUGUGGAGAAAAAACCUGUGGUAUCAGUUUCAUCCUCUGAUGACAAGACUGAGAUAAAGAAGAAGCCAGCAGGGGCAGUUAGCCUUUUUGGUGGAAUUGACAUUUUAGGAAACAAGCAAGAUACAAGCAAAAAACUGAAUAAUCACCAAGAGGAGCUUUCUGACGGUGAGGAUCUACUUAAGGAGGGUCCACCGCCAAUGGACAGUAAGGGGACCAAGGCCAAAAAAACAGCUCUGAGUCUUUUUGAUGAUGACGAUGAUGAAGAUGAGAAUUCUGAUGAAAUAGUGUCUUUUAAAACGUCCAAACCGGCAGAAAAAAGUACACUAAUGGAUCAUGGGCCCCUUGUCAAGAGCACAGGUGUGUUUCAAGAUGAGGAGCUUCUUUUCAGUCAUACGCAACAGAGGGACAAUGAUCCGGAUGUAGAUCUCUUUGCAGCAUCUGCUAAACCACCUGUGCCAUCGCAGAGCUCAGUGAAACCUGUUGCUCCUUUACUGUUUGGAGAUGAGGAUGAUGAUGAUCUCUUCAGUUCACCAAAACCUAAAGCUCCUCCGAAAGUAGCAGAGAAGCCCAGCAAACCUAAAAAAGAGGAAAUUGACAAAUCAACACUUACAUCAACAAAGGAGCCAACAACCCAUCUAAAACCUAAAAAAACCUCCUCAAGGAUUGGAGAACUUCAAGCAAGCUUAGCUGUCAACCCUGCCAGCCUUCUGCCAGGUGCUGUUCCGCGGAUUCCUGGAGCUGUCACUGUAAUCCCAGGCCUGGCACCGUCUACUCUCUCUGCAGCUGCCAGGUCCCUACCAGCUGCUAAUAGCAUCCUUGAUCAAACCUCCAGUGAUGGAGGAGUGAGCUUUGAGACUCCAGCUGAGAUUAACACACUUGAGAAUGCUAACAAGAGUCGCACUAAAGGUGCAGCCCGACGGCGACCCCAGACAAGGGCAGCAAGACAUCUGGCAGCACAGCAGUCUGAGGAAGCAGUUGUAAAGACCCAAAAUAAGAGCUCUUCUACACCAGCUCAGGAAUCAGAUAUGGCUGCUUCGUCACCGACCUUCAACCCAGUUUCGCCGCGACCAUCAGCACUUACUCUACCUGUCACCACCACCCCUGCUGCAUCCAAGAUAUCAGAUGAAGCGGUCAGGCCGAAGAAACUUCCCGAUGCUGAAGAUGACCUAUUUGAUUCUGAUGAUCUCUUUGCCACUGCGCCCUUGACAAAGCCUCUUCCCUCCUCAAAACACAAAACAAAGCCACCCGAGGAUAGCCAUAAGAAAAUGUCUAAACCAGAAGCCGUCAUAGCCUCAAAGAAGGACAAGACCUCAUCUAUUUUUGAAAGCCAUGAGGAUGAUCUUUUCUCCUCUGUAAAACAGAAGCCUGUCCAGAAAGCCACACCGGUGUCCUUCCUAGAUGAAGAUGAUGAUAUUUUUGGAGUGAUAAAAAGUACAGAAAAGUCUAAAACGGAGAUCAGCUCACCAAAAUUGGACAUUUUUCAGGAUGAAGUGGAAGAACAUCCCAAAGCUCAGAAAAAACCCAAGGAUGUGUCUUUAGAUGCAAGUCUGUUUGAUGAUGAUGUCGACAUAUUUGCUGACCUAACUACCACCACAAAGCCAAAGGAAAAGAAGGCAAAGAAAAAAGUGGAGACAAAAUCUAUAUUCGACGAUGAUAUGGAUGACAUCUUUUCGACUGGGACUACAAAGCCUACAGCAAAGCCGUCCUCCAAGUCCAAGAAGAACCAGUCUGCACAGGAUCCCAGUCCAGCAGCAGAAUCAGCCCACAAUAUUUUUGACGAUCCCUUGAACGUAUUUGGGGGAAACUAAGCCUCCAUUAUAAUCGUUAUUUGUAUAACUGUGUAGCACAGUUUAUGGACUAAAUUAAGGUAGAUGAACUCUAACACUGUUUGUUAAUAAUUUAAACUCCAAUAGGUAGAAAGGAAAAUGGAAUUAAUGGAUAACAAGUGUUCAUGUCUAUAAAGUCAUCUAAUUGGUAAACAAUGUAGCUGUCAUGAACAGGCAUUGACAUCUGGUUUUAUGUGUUCUUCUUUAGCACUUUAAACAUGAGAAUUGUUUAAAACGGUGUUCAAUUAAGACUGGAGACAUUUCUUAAUUGUAUGCUUUAAUUUUUCAAUGUGGUGCCAAUUCUUAACCUCUGCGCCAAUAUAAGUAACAUAACUUUUGUCGUUGAAGUUUUUAUAACUUGAGCUGAAGUUUCUUGUGUUGCAUGUGAAAUGAUUUUUGGAAACUAAAGAAAAUAUAUUUUACGAAA
Molecule: messenger RNA, 4813 nt
Organism: Misgurnus anguillicaudatus (oriental weatherfish)
Lineage: Eukaryota; Metazoa; Chordata; Actinopteri; Cypriniformes; Cobitidae
Source: RefSeq, a predicted model, not a curated record